Molecule: messenger RNA, 1732 nt
Organism: Macaca mulatta (Rhesus monkey)
Lineage: Eukaryota; Metazoa; Chordata; Mammalia; Primates; Cercopithecidae
Source: RefSeq, a predicted model, not a curated record
CCCCGGAAGUUCGGGCGUGCGCAGAGCCCGGUGCGCUUUGCGACAGAGCCGUAAAGGCGCGCGGGAACAUGGGGCUGUACGCUGUCGCGGCAGGCGUGCUGGCAGGCGUGGAGAACCGCCAGGGCUCCAUCAAGGGGCUGGUGUACUCCAGCAACUUCCAGAACGUGAAGCAGCUGUACGCGCUGGUGUGCGAAACGCAGCGCUACUCCGCCGUGCUGGAUGCCGUAAUCGCCAGCGCCGGCCUCCUCCGUGCGGAGAAGAAGCUGCGGCCGCACCUGGCCAAGGUGCUAGUGUAUGAGUUGUUGUUGGGAAAGGGCUUUCGAGGUGGUGGGGGCCGAUGGAAGGCUCUAUUGGGCCGGCACCAGGCGAGGCUCAAGGCUGAGUUGGCUCGGCUUAAGGUUCAUCGGGGUGUGAGCCGGAAUGAGGACCUGUUGGAAGUGGGAUCCAGGCCUGGUCCAGGUGAGCUGGAAGGAGUUGGGGGUCGGGGAGGCGGGGAACUUUGCUUCUGUCUACUCACUGCUCAUUGCGUCCUAGUCUCCCAGCUGCCUCGAUUUGUGCGUGUGAAUACUCUCAAGACCUGCUCCGAUGAUGUAGUUGAUUAUUUCAAGAGACAAGGUUUCUCCUAUCAGGGUCGGGCUUCCAGCCUCGACGACUUACGAGCCCUCAAGGGGAAGCAUUUUCUCCUGGACCCCUUGAUGCCGGAGCUGCUGGUAUUUCCCGCCCAGACAGAUCUGCAUGAACAUCCACUGUACCGGGCCGGACACCUCAUUCUGCAGGACAGGGCAAGCUGUCUCCCAGCCAUGCUGCUGAACCCUCCGCCAGGCUCCCAUGUCAUUGAUGCCUGUGCCGCCCCAGGCAAUAAGACCAGUCACUUGGCUGCUCUUCUGAAGAACCAAGGGAAGAUCUUUGCCUUUGACCUGGAUGCCAAGCGGCUGGCAUCAAUGGCCACGCUGCUGGCCCGGGCUGGCAUCUCCUGCUGUGAGCUGGCUGAGGAGGACUUCCUGGCGGUCUCCCCCUCAGACCCACGCUACCGUGAGGUCCACUAUAUCCUGCUGGAUCCUUCCUGCAGUGGCUCAGGUAUGCCGAGCAGACAGCUGGAGGAGCCCGGGGCAGGCACACCUAGCCCGGCGCGUCUGCAUGCCCUGGCGGGGUUCCAGCAGCGAGCCCUGUGCCACGCGCUCACUUUCCCUUCCCUGAAGCGGCUCAUCUACUCCACGUGCUCCCUCUGCCAGGAGGAGAAUGAAGACGUGGUGCGAGAUGCGCUGCAGCAGAACCCUGGUGCCUUCAGGCUAGCUCCUGCCCUGCCUGCCUGGCCCCACCGAGGCCUGAGCACAUUCCCUGGUGCCAAGCACUGCCUCCGGGCCUCCCCUGAGACCACGCUCAGCGGUGGCUUCUUCAUAGCCGUAAUUGAACGGGUCGAGGCGCCAAGUUCAGCCUCACAGGCCAAAGCAUCAGCACCAGAAUGCACACCCAGCCCAGCCCCAAAGAGAAAGAAGAGACAGCAAAAAGCUGGAGCCGGUGCUUGCACGCCGCCUUGCACAUAGCAGCGGCUUCGGGUUGACUCCUUCCUGGUAGGAAAGGAAGACGCCCGUCCUCUCCGUGGAGGACCCUGGGCCCUCACCGCAUGCAGCAGUUUGGGUUUUGAAAGGUUAUUGGGUCCUUUCCUUGGGCUGUGUUCUUGCUGGUGAGAAAAGUGCCUGCAGAAAUAAAAUAAAAUGCAGAACGUACUCUA